Molecule: messenger RNA, 1580 nt
Organism: Pelodiscus sinensis (Chinese soft-shelled turtle)
Lineage: Eukaryota; Metazoa; Chordata; Testudines; Trionychidae
Gene: TCTN3
Product: tectonic family member 3
Biological process (GO): smoothened signaling pathway; cilium assembly
Source: RefSeq, a predicted model, not a curated record
CAUCUCGAAGAACAGAUGUUACUGCACAAGGCUGGUGAUCCAAUCCAGACCUACUUUGCUGCAUCAUCUGUACUAAGCACACUCAGACAGCCAGUGGGAAUGGAUGCCAAUGGAGUUUGUAUUGAUGGGAAUCCUGCUGGUUUCUUGGUGAGUAAAAGCACAAGCUGUAUUCGGACCUUCACCAACUUGAGCAGCAGCUGCGCCACUGAUCCUGCUCUGGAUGCAGCCUCAUAUUAUCGUGACUUUACUAUACUAAAGGUCCCAGUUAAUACAACUGAUGUCAAGCUCAUGCAGGUGAGCAUCGCCCCUGUCACACAGCCUGGAGCACCCCAGAUGGAUGGCAACACCUGUCACAGUGUUGUUCAUGAGGUGAUCUAUGAGAUAGAGUUCAAUGGCACCCAUGGAAUCCAGAGUGUCUCUGUCCAGUUUAAAGUGACCAAUGUCUCUGGGAGCUCUCUGCAGCAGCGGUUCACACUGCACUUCUGGAGUGGGACUUCUUUGUACACCUUACCAAGAAGUGGAAACCCUGGCUAUAUCAUUGGGGCACCACUCUUAUCUCUAAACAGUGGUGCCAGGCAGCAUGUGACUAUCUUACAGAGCCAAGGUAAUGGAAUAUGUUCACAGACUCUUAGGUACAAGGUACAGUUUGGAAUGAAUGUGAGGACAAGCUGCCAUUUCAGCAUACUACAAACAAUGAUGGAUGGAAGCUGUAGCUACUUGCAGGAGAAGCUAUAUCAGGCCCUCGAAGGGGUGAGCAGCCCACAGGCUCUGGCCAUAACUGGCAGUGCUCAGCCAACCCAGACGGAUCAGUGGACCAGUAUCCUUAUGUGGAAUUGCAGCAUGCAGGCUGGGAAUUGUGCCUCCUGCUGUAUGAUUCCUGUGUCUUUGAAGAUCCAGGUAUUGUGGGCUAAGGUGGGCCUUCAGUCCAACCCACAAACUCAAGUGCUGGGAGCACGGUACUGGUAUCAGUGUCAGUCUCUGAAGUCCCUCAGCAUGACCAUGGUGCCUUUGACAACCGUUGUUGCCUUCACUGACAUGACAGAAUGGCCAGAAUCUCCACGUAGCCAGCCCAGCACAUAUUGGAAAGUCCCAUUUGACUUCUUUUUUCCCUUCAAGGUAGCACUGAGUGGGGGGAUAAGCUGUCAAGGAGACCUGGCUUGUGCUUUCCUGAUGACUUUUAUGCUUUUUAGCAUUCUCAGUUUCUGAAGAGCAUGAAGCCUGUUACUCUGAUCCUCGUGGAACCAUUUAUACCCAGAUAGUACCAGAAGACUCAGUGGUGCUCAUGUUGGACAAGAGAGCAGAAAGAGCAGUCUCUGUGUAGAAAGAGGAAGGAAAGGGGUUUUAUUCUGUCCCCUACAAGAAGGAAAAGUCCCUUCCAAGAUGAGCGGUACAGAGGCAAGUACAACUCUCAUUUCUAGUUUGCCUCCCCACUGGUGGGGAAUCUGGAACUCACUUGUUCAGCUACCUAUUCGAGAGAGCCAAAUCUUUCCAUGUGGAAUUGUAAUUCACACAUUUUUAAAUAUGAUGUAAUUUAUCCAAUGAUAGUUUCUGUAUGAAACCAUCAUUGCUUAGUGACCGGC